This is a messenger RNA of Bombus pascuorum, 5254 nucleotides long. It is a transcript of the gene Slmap, whose product is annotated as sarcolemmal membrane-associated protein. The transcript has a single exon. The record is from RefSeq and is a predicted model, not a curated record. NCBI's taxonomy places the organism in Eukaryota, Metazoa, Arthropoda, Insecta, Hymenoptera, Apidae. Bases 1157 to 3559 code for a protein of 800 amino acids. Gene Ontology annotation, molecular function: protein binding.
AUUAAUACUUCUAUAUUAUAAAGUAUUAACCUUUUAUAACAAACUUAAUAAAUUUGUUUUGCUAAAUAUAAAUAACAUAGAAUAAAUAGCAUAAAAUAGGCAUUUUUAAAAAAUUAGCAUAAUUAUUUGAAAGAAUAUUUAAUGAUUUUAGUUAUCUAUGAAUAGUGCUUUACGUCACUGAUUCGAAAUAUAUACACCAAUUUUAUGGUUUUUAGUUCUGCCAUUGGUUCUUUGGUUAUAAAUGCUUUUUUAAAUGUCUCUAUUUAAAUACGUUUCUUUCUCUCGUGAAUGACUGUCACGAUGUAGCACGCCCAAGUGUCUACUUUGAAUUUGCUACACCGUUGUAGUCGUAUAGAUGACUAUACUGCCGUCGGUCGAUAAACAGCGAAACGCGGAACUGAAAAGUACUGAGUUAAAGGAAUGUGGACCGCUUGUAUCUUAAUACAGUAAUGCAGUAGUUCGAGAAUAAUAUAUUUAGUCUUAAUCUAGUUGAUCACAACAUCACUCGGUUUAUCAUGUUCGAGUAUUGUUGAAUACGCAUUGUGUAUUUCACACUUUUCUAAUGAACUUCCUUGAAUGUAUCGUCGAAGACAUCAAAGUGCUAGGGAACUGGUACGAAGGACGAAAGUGUGAAAGCGUACGCUCACUGCUACUUACUCGAAGAAACAUAUCUUUUGGCUAUUCUUAAUGCGUUCGGAAUAUUCGAUUUGAUUAUAUUGUUGAUGAAACGUUCGUUUGUUUGAUUAACCAACCAAGGAAUAUUCUGGACUCGAGUAAUUGACGAAUACAGUGUAACUGUAACGUUUGUACGAGGAAUUUUACGAUAAAUAGAAAAAGAAACACCACAAGACUGUUGAGAUAGUAACGGAAGUUUUUUUACUGCAAAAACAUGUGAAUUCGUAUGUCACUUAUUAUUAUGACAAAUUUUAAGUUUUGGAAAGUCGAUGUAUGAUCCUCAUGUCCAAAUUAUAGGAUCGAGUGUGAGUAGUAACUUCCGUGAUAAACCAACACGAUAGUAAAAAUAUUCGAUGAUAUUAAAACGCGUGACUUUGAAAAUUCUCAAAUUCCCCCUUCUUCAUUAUGUAUCAAUAAUUCCUUUUUCAUACGAGUUUUAAACUUUUCUUGAAAAACUUGCCAUUUGGAUUUUACAUCGGCUAUGGUUGUAGCCAGUGGUGAGUGGGUACAAAAUGCCAGUUUUCCUGCCAGUCAGAAUUCCAACUUGAAAAUAAACUCUAUGCAAAACAACAAAAUGACAGCCAAAGGAAUUUUAAUUUGCCGUGAUAAUUCUCAUCCUUUUGAAGAACGUACAUUGACAUUGGAGCAACCUGUUAAAAUUGGUCGCUCUGUGGCAAGAGCCAGAGCUACACCAAACAAUGCCAUUUUUGAUUGUAAAGUAUUAUCCAGAAACCAUGCAUUGCUAUGGUAUUCAGGUGGAAAGUUUUUUUUACAAGACACACGUAGCAGUAAUGGUACAUUUGUUAAUAAUCAAAGACUCAGUGCAGCUAGUUUAGAAUCAGCACCUAAAGAAGUAUGUUCUGGUGACAUAGUGCAAUUUGGAGUAGAUGUGAUAGAAAGUACAAAAAAAGUUAGACAUGGAUGUAUAGUUGCAACAUUAAAGUUAUAUUUGCCAGAUGGAAAAGAAGCUAAAGCUAGUCUUAGUACAUCGGUUGCAUCUCCACUCAAUAAUGUUUCAUUGGAAGAUGUGUACAAGCUGAAUCAAGUCAUGCAAGAAGCCUCAAGACGCGAGAAAGCACUUUAUUCUAAGUUAGUACAUCUUCAACAACUUGUAGCAAAUACUCGAAAGGCUGCUAAUCAAUCUUGGAAAGCAUUGAUAACAGAGGAUCGGUUAUUAUCUUGGGUGGAGAGUAUGGAAAAUCAACUGGCUGUUUAUUCUAAAAAUUAUACGGAAGAUAAAAUUAGAAACGAAUUGGUAUUGCUUCAGGAAGAAAAAGUACAUUACCAAAAUGCAGCAAAAGAGGCAUUACAGAAAGUAUUACAAGAAAAAUUAGAGGUAACUCAAAGAUUAGUCCAAUUAGAAGCACGUUUAAAUGAAACAGAAGAAGAAUGUCAAAGCCUUCAUAAUGUAGCAAAAUAUACUCAAACAGAGUUUCAGGAGUUAUGUAGCAAAUAUACAGAAACACAAAAAAAAUUACAAGAAACUACAAAUAAACUAAAAGAAAGUGAAGAAAAAAUACAGGAUAUAGUACAAAGCACAGAACAAGAAAAGCAAGAAUUUUUAAAGAGACUUGAAGAUCAAUCUAGAAUUGAGAAAAAUUUGCAGGCAAGAUUACGUGAUUCUCGAUUAGAUUCUGUGAAUAUCUAUAAGCAGAUCACUGCCCUCAGAAAUUACAUGCAAAUUUUGCAGGACAUGAAUUCAAAAUUAGUAACAACUGGCAUGGUAGAUGCAAAGGAUGAAGAAAAUCCUAUAGAAGCUAUCAAUAUUAUUCUUAAUAAGUUAAAUUCCAUUCAUGUUGACAAUGUAGACAUUGAUUUAGAGACAAAAAUGGACUUUUAUUCUGUGAAAGAUGAACAAGAUAAUCAAAUUAAUUCACAAGAUAUUGAUUCAAAUCAGCUGAAAAAUUCUGAUGAUUCUUUUUCAAAAGAACAAUUAGAUGAUUCAUUGGUUAAUAAUGAUAAUUCAACGGAAUAUAUUUUACCACCUCCAUCUCGAAAAACUUUAGUUAAUGGAAAUGUAAAUAUAAAUAAUACAGAUAUGAAUUCAGAAUCUGAUGCUAAUUCAGAUGCAACAGAUGAUACGUGCAGUAUUACCAGUGAUGAUACAAGUGAGAAAUCUGUUAUAGAAGUUAAAAAAGAAGAACCUGUGUAUAAAGUAGCAGAAGAAAUUUUUGUACCUUAUAAAAUGGAAGUUAGAUUUAUGUGCGAAGAAAAUGUUAAACAGCUGGAAAUUUCUCAUUUACCUCAAACUGUACAAAAAUUAAAGGGAAACGAAGAAACAGAAAUGAAUGUUGACAGCGUGAGCAAUAUUAACAUCAUUUCAAAUGAGCCUGUCCCUAUGGAAAUUGAUCAGCUUGAAAAGAAAGAUGAAACAGAUAAAGAUAGCAAUGAAUUAGAUGAAGAAUACGAAGAAGAACAUUUAGAAGGAGAUUAUGUCAAAACUCUAAAACCAUUAUCUAAGAAUGAUACCACACAGCAAGGUGUACAUACCAGAGAAUAUUUGCUGCAAACUUUGAUAGGAUCUCUGGAUUCGCUAAAAGUUGAAGACAAUUUAGAAUCACAGCAAACCAUCAAGAAAGAGCUAGAAAGCCUAAAGGACUGGUUAAUUUGUGAAUCUCAUGAAGAAAUUGUUGAGAAGCUAAAACAACUGUAUUAUCGUGCCAAGAACGAAGCUCAAAGAAUUCAAGAGCUCCAUGAAGAAUUGGUUAUUUUAAAAGAAAAGUACAAUGCAUUUGUUGAAGAAAAAGCAGAGCUCUUGAAAAAAUAUACAUCUGUUAAAGCACAAUGCGGUGAUUUAUUAAAUACAACUUACACUAUACCAAUACAUUAUGUGGCACCUAUUGCAAUUAUAUUAAUAUGGAUGUUGCUUGAAAAAAUAUUUUAAUGUCUUUCUUUUUGUUUUUUGUAUAUAACUUUAACAUUGAUUAAUCUUAAAGUUUCCUUUCUUUUUCCUUUUAUUUUCGUAAUUUUUUUGUAUCGUUUGCUAAAUACUUCGAGAAUACAGAAUAUAACAAAUUGGGUAGCGUGUAGGUUCAACAAAAAAGUCUUGAACAUUUUUAUACCAACAAAAAUAUUAAGAAUUGUAUAUAUUUUUCCGAUAUUGUUGUUGAAGCACCAAUCUCAAAAACCUGCUCUGAUAAAUGACAAGAAUAAUGCAAACGUAUACCAUGUUACCGUUUAAAAACAAGGAACCAAAAUCAAAUUAAGCAGAGAAUUGUAGCAAUAAAUAUGUACAUAGAACAAAAUUCUAGGCUAGGAGAAAAUGUAUUAGAAAAAAUAUAGACAAUACCAUGUAAAAUGUUCAACAUGCUGCCAAUCUCGAUAUCAUAUCUUCUUGAAUAAAAUGGUAUUAAUCUCUAUUUACAGAUAUUACACACGUUUACGUCAUUAUUUUUUGCGAUCAAUUCAAGCACUGCACCCUACGACUCAAAUGUAUCAUUACAUAAAUUAUAAAUAACGUUUAUAUGCAAAGAACGAUUUUUAUAAAUGCCUGUGUCGAUAUCCUACGUCUUGAUAAACUUUCCUUAAUAUAUUUCUUGUAGAAUUAGUGGUUUGAAAUCCGUUCUAAUUAAAAAUACUCGGUAUUUAUUUAAACGAUUUCGGGAUUAUUUGUGUUCAAAGUGUAAACCAUUAAUUAAUUCGGUUCUUUUGACAUUUUUUAAUGUUAAGAAUUUUAAUGAGAAAUGUAGUAAUUAUAAUAAUGAUAAGCUGAAAUAAGUCGAAUUAUCAUGCUCUUUGAUCAAUAAUCACAUUAUUAUAUAAUCUUUUAAUUGUAAAUUCGUUGAUUUAAAGAAAUUAUUUAAUGUUAAGUCUUAGUCGAUUUUAAAUUGCAGCUGUUUUUUCCUUUGUUCAAUAUGUAAUUAUUUUCUGUACAUACAUAAAAAAUAAUUUGUUGAUAUAAUGUUUAACACUCUUCAGUAGCUUGAAGAAUUGACCAAUAAUUUUUUUCGUUUCCCAUUUCGUUAUACAUAUUAUGUGCUUUUCUUUUUUUGUUUCCUGUUUUCCCCUUUCUUUUUUAUUUUUUACUAGUAGAAUGACAAUAGAAGCAUAUCGAUUCGAACGACCUAAUAAAUUUUAAGACGAAAAUGAUUCUUCAGUGCGAAAUUUUUACUGUGGUUCUUAUUAUUAAAUCGAUGUAUUUAGCGGUUUUCCAAAUAUGAUGGCCUAGAUGUCUGUUUCUAACAAAGAAGAACAAAAAAAAAAAAAAAAAAGAUGGACAAUGUUGUAGUUAUACUUUUCUAUUUAUUCUUUUUAUACGAACGCGACUAAAAUUAAUCGUAUUUUUUUAAUUCAUUAAUAGUUUAGUUACAGUGCCAUUGCCCGAUCUAUUUCUGCCCUAUUAAACGCUAGAUACCGAUCGAUUGUAAAAGUGAAUGAUAUAAAGUGUGUUCAGUUUCCCAAAAAAGAACAUUGGCCUGACCGCUUUAUAGGGACGUUACUUUCUUGGUAGAUUGAAAUUAUAUUUACGAUCGUGAAGGUUUAUAUAAAUAAUAAGGUAAUAUUGUAUAUAACAUUGUUGACCUCUUACCACUCAUGUAAUAAUCAUUAUAUAAAAAAAAUAAAAAUUAAUUUAACUGAA